AUGAUUUUCCUUAGUAGGGGCAUUUGGGUAUCAAAAGGUGUACGUUGUUGUUCCAACCAUCUCUACAAAGAACAUCUGUCAUAUGAAGCCCGACAAUCAGUCAAACAAUCAAAAGCUGAUGAUAUUCUUCUGAAUAAACAUGAUGUAGAGAAACUGAUUGAUGAUUUUCGUUUGACUCUCAAGCAUGCUGGUUCACUUGAUUUCGAUGACCCAGGAGCUCUUGACAAUGAAACUUAUAAAACAAUUACUGGACUUGAUCGAGGGCCAUUUUUCACGGAUUCAUUAAAUAACGAUGCAGCCAUUCUGAAGCACUGUAUUCUUAACGAUGAACAACAAGUGUUGUCUUGGCUUCGCGAUAAUGAUGUACUGGUAUUAGAUCGUGGGUUUCGUGAUACUGUUAAUGCACUAAAUCGACUUGGUCUUAAAGUUGCUAUACCUGGUUUUCUACACAAUCAAAAGCAGCUCCCUGCUGAUGAAGCUAAUCGAAUCCGAUUCGUUACGAAGAACCGAUGGGUUAUUGAAAGUGGUAAGAUCUAA
Messenger RNA from Rotaria sp. Silwood2, 537 nucleotides. The record is from the annotation of a GenBank genome assembly. Lineage: Eukaryota; Metazoa; Rotifera; Eurotatoria; Philodinida; Philodinidae.